This is a messenger RNA of Sinocyclocheilus anshuiensis, 1350 nucleotides long. RefSeq names its product calmodulin-like protein 3. Lineage: Eukaryota; Metazoa; Chordata; Actinopteri; Cypriniformes; Cyprinidae. The record is from RefSeq and is a predicted model, not a curated record. Bases 1 to 864 code for a protein of 287 amino acids. The transcript has 10 exons. Gene Ontology annotation, cellular component: myosin II complex. Gene Ontology annotation, molecular function: calcium ion binding.
AUGUUUAUGCUAAUAUUCGUGAAAUAUGAUGGAUGGGACAUGAAGAAGAUGACUGUAGAUGUGUCUGAGAUGAGGAGAGCAGCUGCGUCUGUUCCUCUGCUGCAGCGGCCCAUCCCCCAGGGCCAGGAUGAGCUUUGGGAGGGGGUGAUGGGGGUUGCCUGGGCCGACCAGUUAACAGAGGAGCAGAUUGCAGAGUUCAAGGAGGCUUUCUCCUUAUUCGACAAGGAUGGUGACGGCACCAUCACGACCAAAGAGCUGGGCACAGUGAUGCGGUCGCUGGGUCAGAACCCCACGGAGGCAGAGCUGCAGGACAUGAUCAAUGAGGUGGACGCUGAUGCUGCGUCUGUUCCUCUGCUGCAGCGGCCCAUCCCCCAGGGCCAGGAUGAGCUUUGGGAGGGGGUGAUGGGGGUUGCCUGGGCCGACCAGUUAACAGAGGAGCAGAUUGCAGAGUUCAAGGAGGCUUUCUCCUUAUUCGACAAGGAUGGUGACGGCACCAUCACGACCAAAGAGCUGGGCACAGUGAUGCGGUCGCUGGGUCAGAACCCCACGGAGGCAGAGCUGCAGGACAUGAUCAAUGAGGUGGACGCUGAUGGAAAUGGAACCAUAGAUUUCCCAGAGUUCUUGACGAUGAUGGCCAGGAAAAUGAAGGACACAGACAGCGAGGAAGAGAUUCGCGAGGCUUUUCGGGUAUUUGACAAGGAUGGUAAUGGCUACAUCAGUGCUGCAGAGUUGCGUCACGUCAUGACAAACCUCGGCGAGAAGCUGACAGAUGAAGAGGUUGAUGAGAUGAUCAGAGAAGCCGACAUAGAUGGUGAUGGUCAGGUGAACUAUGAAGAAUUUGUACAGAUGAUGACCGCAAAGUGAAACCGCCUCCUCCUGCCGUGCCCUCUUAGAAGAGAAGAAAAAAUCAGUCAAAUGUUUUACUUACCUCUUGGAAAAAAAAAAAGUUUAUUUAUUCAUAAUGUUUCUGGUUAAAAAUAAUUGAAUGUUAAAAUAAAGUAUCCUUCUGUCCACACAGAAAAUAAUGGAAAAAGUUAAAUAUCUGCAUGAAAUGGUUAGUGAUCCUGUCCCCAAAGAUCAGUCUAGCAUCAGUUAUUCGAGAAAAAUAACCUGUAACUACCUUCAAACUGAAGAAAAACAGCAUUUGGUGAACUCCUUAAGUUCCAUCUGCUCUUGAUAAAGUUUGGGCUGGCCAUCCUCCUUUUGUUCUCUCGUUUUUUCUGUUCUUCAUGCAUGCAGCUUGAGCACGGAGCUCAUUCUCCAGCCAAUCAGAGCGUGCUGAGUCCACUGAAGUGUUGUAUUGCGGGGUUUUGUAAUUUAAGAGGAACCGCAAGUAGAAAGAAAGAAAUG